This is a messenger RNA of Endocarpon pusillum Z07020, 2100 nucleotides long. RefSeq lists its product as uncharacterized. Lineage: Eukaryota; Fungi; Ascomycota; Eurotiomycetes; Verrucariales; Verrucariaceae. The record is from RefSeq and is a predicted model, not a curated record. Gene Ontology annotation, cellular component: ribosome; cytosolic large ribosomal subunit. The coding region runs from base 1 to 2100 and encodes 699 amino acids. Gene Ontology annotation, biological process: translation. The transcript has 5 exons. Gene Ontology annotation, molecular function: RNA binding; structural constituent of ribosome.
AUGGCUGCGAUAAGCCCAGACUCAAAGCAUCUGUCCGCAAUGCCGGAUAUCGUGGUCCCGUCUACGCCGCCACCUCAACCUAUCCAUACCUCCAAUAGUGCAGAAAUGACACCGCCUCCCUCAACACAACCACUGAGAACAAACCCUGCGACCACACAAUCCAAGUCUGCACAAAGAACUCUCUUUCCACAAUCCCCCCCAACCACAAUCAAAACAGGAACCGACCAACCCCUACCAACACCAGAUGACAUUACCAAAGCUGAACAUAACGAGCUUCGAAAGAUGGCGCAGGAGCUCUCUCACGCGGUUGCAGAGGCUCGCAUGUUAGCUGCACACUACAAGCUUCAAUACAAUUUUCUCACAAUCGAAUCUCAGGAAUCAGCACAGCGUGCGGAUAUCGAGCAUCAAAUGACUCGUCGUGAGGUCGAGGUCCUGCAAAGUGCUCAGCACAAUCGCAGUGUGCACUCUGCCGCUCUGCACAAUAUCAUGCAGCCCUUAGCACAGUCACAAAUUGAUGCCUUAUCGAGAACCUGCAAAGAUCUGGAGGAAGAGAGGGAUGAGCUGGACCAUAGACUUAGGAAUGCGAAGGCAGUCAUCGAGCAGCUCAUGGACAGAGCUGAAUUGGUGGAUGAGGAGAACCUGAUGCUGAAAAAGAGAAUUCGAGAAAAUCGUGAGCAUUUCAACGAGAUGAGACGAAGUCCGGCUUUUCAUAACCUUGCGCUUACGCCACGCAACGACUUUGCAACACCUCAACGAAAACCAGUACCCCAAUUCGCCGAAUCUGCUCGUCCACAUGAUAGCAGUCGCAACCAAGAUCCUUUUGCUGCUUUACUUGCAGCCGACCAAAUGUUGAAUAGCGAGGCUGCGAGCCUACCCGCAACGCCUACAAAGGACCACUCAACAGGGUUUCGUCAGGGCCAUAAUCGCGGGGCGUUCUCUCUGUCUUCGCUGCAAACAACGCCAGUGCAAUCGCGCGCGGUCACGGCUGGCGAGAUGGAUAACAGAAAUAAAGGUUGUGCAAUCCAGCGACUACCUAAUUCUGCUCCUAGCACACAACUAGCAGGACUGCAGGAGAGCAGGGACCACCGUGAUAGAGACAGCACAAUUUCUGUUUCGGACGAAGAGGCUUUGACAGAUGAAGAUUUACCUCAAUCCCAGGCAAGUUCUUUGGCCGCGAGCAUGCUUCGUCGAAACCCUGGAAGCCAAGACAGCCCUAGAAUCCCUGAGAAAGCAGAGAAGUCUAGCAAAGCUCUGCAAACCAAGAUUUUUGGACAGGUAAAGAAGGCAGGAAUCGAGCGGAAAAGACACGCUAGCUUUGGCCAAGCUGAUGGCAUGAAGAAAACAAAACUUGCUGAAGGAGUUGGUCUGGGCAUUGGGACAUGGGGCACCAAAUCAAUACUUGAUCAUUUGCUGCAAUCUCUAAAGUCCUCUGAUAGCCAUCUGUUCACCAUGGCCAUCAAGCACAACCAGCAGAUCCCAAACAAUCACUUCCACAAAGACUGGCAGCGUCGCGUUCGAGUCCACUUUGACCAGGUACAAUCCAAGGUAUUAGCUUCGCAACAAGGCCCACCUAACGCACUAUUCCACAGCCUGGCCGCAAACAACGACGAAGACAAGCGCGUCUUGCCAAAGCCUCAGCUGUCGCUCCUCGUCCUGUCGACAAACUUCGACCAGUUGUUCGAUGAAGCUGGAAUCCCUCGCAAACUCGCUCGAACCAUCGGCAUCUCCGUCGAUCCACGCCGUCAAAACCUCUCAACAGAAUCUCUUUCGACAAACGUCGAACGCCUUAAGGCUUACAAGGCACGACUCAUCCUCUUCCCUCGCAAGAGCGGGCAACAUAAGAAGCUGGAUUCUAGCAAAGAAGAUUUGGAGGGAGCGAAGGAUGCUGUGAGACACGUGGGUGCUGUUCUGCCGAUCGACAGUGGCGUGGGUGUCAAACAUGGUGUCUCGGAAGUCAAGAGGAGUGACAUGCCCCAAGGCACUGAAGAUGGUGCGUACAGAACUUUACGGCUAAAGAGAAGCGAGGCUCGAUUAGUGGGUGUGCGGGAGAAGCGGGCGAAGCAGAAGGCAGAGGAAGCUGAAGCGAAGAAAGGGAAAUAG